Molecule: messenger RNA, 3269 nt
Organism: Erinaceus europaeus (western European hedgehog)
Lineage: Eukaryota; Metazoa; Chordata; Mammalia; Eulipotyphla; Erinaceidae
Gene: P2RX1
Product: purinergic receptor P2X 1
Exons: 12
Coding region: 538-1737 (399 amino acids)
Biological process (GO): response to ATP; monoatomic cation transmembrane transport
Cellular component (GO): plasma membrane; nuclear inner membrane
Molecular function (GO): extracellularly ATP-gated monoatomic cation channel activity; purinergic nucleotide receptor activity; ATP binding
Source: RefSeq, a predicted model, not a curated record
CUAAGUCCCAACCUGCGGACUGUGAUAGAUGGAGAGGGCUCUAGUCUGAAGCCUCUCUCUCUCUCUCUCUCUCUCUCUCUCUCUCUCUCUCUUUCUCUCUCUUUCCAGGGCCUAGCCUAAUCCCCCAGCUCUGUCCUGCCAGGUUCCUGAGAGAGCCAAUGACUUUAUCUUUGUGAUGGGUGGCCAGUGGUUUCCUGCCAACCGCUUCUGUUUCCGGAGGCUCAGCAGGGCCCAGGCGGAGCCAAGAGGGGCCCCACCAGCCCCGCCCCCAGCUAUCUUUGGGAAUUUAUUUGUUCACAGGCAGCUGGCCCACAGACCAUUGCCUGCCAGGAACCAAGAUCAGCUUUGACUACCCCAGAAUUCUCUCUCCCAACCCAAGUGCCUCCAACUGACCUCUGACUUCCAACCUCUAGUGGGGCCUGCCCUGCCCUGCUCUGCCCUUCCCAAGGAGCUGGGAGCCUCUAGGAGCUCUGUCAAAGCUCACUUCCAGAGCAGAGGCAGUGCAGGGGCUCAGUACUUGGUCCCGUCCUGGUCACCAUGGCGCGGAGGUUCCAGGAUGAGGUGGCCGCCUUCUUCUUUGAGUACGACACUCCCCGAAUGGUGCUGGUCCGCAACAAGAAGGUGGGCAUCAUCUUCCGCCUGAUCCAGCUCGCGGUUCUGGUCUACGUUGUGGGGUGGGUGUUUGUCUACGAAAAGGGCUACCAGACCUCCAGUGGCCUCAUCAGCAGUGUAUCUGUGAAACUCAAGGGUCUGGCCGUGACGCAACUGCCAGGCCUAGGCCCUCAGGUGUGGGAUGUAGCUGACUACGUCUUCCCGGCGCAGGGUGACAACUCCUUUGUGGUCAUGACCAAUUUCAUCGUGACGCCCCAGCAAGUUCAAGGCUACUGUGGUGAGAACCCAGAAGGGGGCACAUGCAAGGAUAACAGCAGCUGCACCCCUGGGAAGGCAGAAAGGAAGGCCCAAGGCAUCCGCACGGGCAAGUGUGUGGCCUUCAAUGACACCGUGCAGACGUGUGAGAUCUUUGGCUGGUGCCCCGUGGAGGUGGACGACAAUGUCCCACGUCCCGCCCUUCUCCGAGAAGCCGAGAACUUCACUCUCUUCAUCAAGAACAGCAUCAGCUUCCCACGCUUCAGAGUCAACAGGCGCAACCUGGUAGAGGAGGUAGAUGCCAACUACAUGAAGACCUGCCUUUACCACAAGAUCUUUCACCCGCUGUGCCCGGUGUUCAAGCUUGGCUAUGUGGUACAAGAGUCAGGCCAGAAUUUCAGUGCCCUGGCUGAGAAGGGUGGGGUGGUGGGUAUCACCAUCGACUGGAACUGUGACCUGGACUGGCCCGUGCGACACUGCAAGCCCAUCUAUGAGUUCCACGGUUUGUAUGAGGAGAAGAGUCUGUCUCGAGGCUUCAACUUCAGGUUUGCCAGGCACUUUGUGGAGAAUGGAACCAACCACCGGCACCUCUUCAAGGUGUUUGGAAUUCGAUUUGAUAUCCUCGUGGAUGGUAAGGCUGGCAAGUUUGACAUCAUUCCUACAAUGACCACCAUUGGCUCCGGGAUUGGCAUCUUUGGGGUGGCUACGGUUCUCUGUGACUUAUUGCUGCUCCACAUUCUGCCCAAAAGACACUACUACAAGCAAAAGAAAUUCAAGUAUGCAGAGGACAUGGGGCCAAGGGCGGGUGAGUGUGACCCCGCAGCCACCAGCUCCACCCUUGGCCUGCAGGAGAACAUGAAGAUGUCUUGACCCUCAGCCUCCGACUCCUGACUGGAUGCAGCAUGAGGCUUCAGGCAGGGGUCUUCUGGGAUCGCCGCCAGGGAGAGGGUUCUUCUCAGGAGUGCUCCUGCUCUGCCAGCCAGGCAGACACCUGGUUGUCAGCACCCAGAGUGGAUUCAUCCAGAGAUCUCUGCAAUUCAGAGCUCUGGCUCGCAUCCUGCCAUCCCAUCCACCACCACCACCCCCUGCCCAAAGGUGUCUCACCCCAGCGGCAGCCACUCUGUGUCUGGAGAGGCUAGGUCUGGGUGAGGCCCCUCUCACACUCCUGACCCCCAGGUUUUAUGCCUCUCUCUGGGUCCAUAACCACCCCAACAGCCUCAGUGUCUUCCUGCUAUGUUCGCCAAUAUGGCAGCCACUAGCCACACCGAAACUCAUGAGACUCCAGUAAAAGUAAAGCAUGGGCUUCUGAAACUUGUCAGGUUUCUGAACCCAGUCAUGUUGCAACUAUUUAAGUUGAUGUACUUGGCUAGUGGCUGCCAUCUUGGAUAACUCAGUCAGACUUACUGAAAUGCUUGGCUCCGGCCCCAUCUUAUUGGGAGAUCUCUCUGGGAAGCCACCAACAGAGCAAAUCCCUAGGCCCACUGCAUGCCUCCUAAACCAGAAUUUCCAAAUUGGAAUUGGCUAUGUGAUCUGCAGGUAAUGCAAGCUCUCCAGGCUUGUAAGGAUCUCAGCCUGGGCCUGCCUCAUCCAGCAGAUGCAGGCACUGAGCAUGUGUGUGGUGUACUCGCCCAGGCCACAUGGAGCCUCAUGCACACACCCCCACCCCUCUGUGCACACUCAUCAGCAAGUACAUCCCCCUCCUGUCCACACUGUGUGUUUGAACAGCUUGGGCCCUGCAAACACAACCAUCUGAACACUCCUACACCCCUAAGUGCAGACACCUGGUCCAUGCCAUGUCACUUUUAGGGAAAUGCUUCUCCGCAAGUGUGUCAAGAUGGAACUGCCCCUUCUAGUCCUGAAUCGUUCCUUACUCAGCUACCUCCGGUCAGGGUGGCAGUCUUGGCCAAAUUCUGGGCUUCCAGCCUACAGUCCCAGCUCCCAAGGCCCACUUGGCUCCAUGUGAACACAAGGUCUGGGGAAAGUGAGGGGUGGAGCAGAAUAAAAAGAAUGAGGAGUGAUGGUCUGGGAGGUGGAGCAGUGGAUAAAGCAUUGGACUUUCAAACAUGGGGUCUUGAGAUCAAUCCCCAGCAGCACAUGUACCAAAGUGAUGUCUGGUUAUUUCUCUCUCUCCUCCUAUCUUUCUCAUUAAUAAAUAAAUAAAAUCAAAAAAAAAAAGAAGAAGAAGAAGAAUGUGGCCUUUCUGCCUCCUGCACUUUCUUCCUAGUUCUCUCUGAAGCUCAGCAUCCCCAUCUGUGAAAUAUAGGGCCGAACUAGGCUUUCUUUGAGCACUUUCUGGAUCUGUCAGUGGGUAGUAGUGAGCUGACUCAUGCCCUGGGCCCCGCAGGGUGAGCACUAGCAGUCAGUUUACCCCUGACCUAGCAGAGCUCCCAACUGUUGGCGCU